This is a messenger RNA of Pongo pygmaeus (Bornean orangutan), 4006 nucleotides long. RefSeq names its product Rho GTPase activating protein 44 (gene ARHGAP44). NCBI's taxonomy places the organism in Eukaryota, Metazoa, Chordata, Mammalia, Primates, Hominidae. Gene Ontology annotation, biological process: neurotransmitter receptor transport, endosome to postsynaptic membrane; negative regulation of Rac protein signal transduction; regulation of dendritic spine morphogenesis. Gene Ontology annotation, molecular function: protein binding; GTPase activator activity. The record is from RefSeq and is a predicted model, not a curated record. The coding region runs from base 87 to 2543 and encodes 818 amino acids. Gene Ontology annotation, cellular component: cytoplasm; dendritic spine; presynaptic active zone. The transcript is spliced from 21 exons.
CGCUCGGGAGCCAUGUAACCCUGCGGCGGGCUCCGGGCUGCUCCGUCCUUCCCCAGCUCCCGGGCUAGCGCGGCAGCGGGGCCACGAUGAAGAAGCAGUUCAAUCGCAUGCGCCAGCUGGCCAACCAGACGGUGGGCAGGGCUGAAAAGACGGAAGUUUUGAGUGAAGACCUUCUUCAGGUGGAGAAGCGUCUGGAGCUGGUGAAACAGGUGUCCCACAGCACGCACAAGAAGCUCACCGCAUGUCUGCAGGGCCAGCAAGGGGCAGAGGCUGACAAGCGCUCCAAAAAGUUGCCUUUGACAACACUGGCUCAGUGUCUGAUGGAGGGGUCAGCUAUCCUGGGAGAUGACACACUUCUUGGGAAGAUGCUGAAACUCUGUGGAGAGACAGAGGACAAGCUGGCUCAGGAGCUGAUACAUUUUGAGUUGCAAGUAGAGAGAGACGUGAUUGAGCCCCUGUUUUUGCUGGCGGAGGUGGAAAUCCCAAAUAUUCAAAAGCAGAGGAAACACUUAGCCAAGUUGGUGCUGGACAUGGAUUCCUCACGAACCAGGUGGCAGCAGACUUCCAAGUCUUCAGGUUUGUCCAGCAGCUUACAGCCUGCGGGUGCCAAGGCUGAUGCCCUCAGGGAAGAAAUGGAAGAGGCUGCCAACAGAGUGGAGAUUUGCAGGGACCAGCUCUCAGCUGACAUGUACAGUUUUGUGGCCAAAGAAAUUGACUAUGCAAACUACUUUCAAACGCUAAUAGAAGUGCAAGCUGAAUACCAUAGGAAGUCCCUGACACUAUUGCAGGCUGUGUUGCCUCAGAUCAAAGCACAACAGGAGGCCUGGGUGGAGAAGCCUUCCUUUGGGAAGCCGCUGGAGGAGCACCUCACCAUCAGCGGCCGGGAGAUCGCCUUCCCCAUCGAGGCGUGCGUGACCAUGCUGCUCGAGUGUGGGAUGCAGGAGGAGGGACUCUUCCGAGUAGCCCCCUCUGCCUCCAAGCUGAAGAAGCUGAAAGCCGCCCUUGACUGCUGCGUGGUGGAUGUGCAGGAGUACUCGGCAGACCCCCACGCAAUUGCAGGAGCUUUGAAAUCUUACCUCCGAGAGUUGCCAGAACCUCUUAUGACCUUUGAACUCUAUGAUGAGUGGAUCCAGGCUUCCAAUAUCCAGGAGCAAGACAAGAAGCUUCAGGCUCUAUGGAAUGCUUGCGAAAAGUUGCCCAAGGCCAAUCACAACAACAUCCGAUACUUGAUCAAAUUUUUAUCCAAGCUGUCAGAAUAUCAAGAUGUAAACAAGAUGACUCCCAGUAACAUGGCAAUUGUUUUAGGACCCAACCUCCUAUGGCCACAAGCAGAAGGGAACAUUACAGAGAUGAUGACCACAGUGUCGCUGCAAAUUGUUGGGAUCAUUGAACCUAUCAUCCAGCAUGCAGACUGGUUCUUCCCUGGGGAGAUAGAGUUCAACAUUACUGGCAAUUAUGGGAGUCCAGUACACGUGAACCAUAAUGCCAACUACAGCUCAAUGCCCUCCCCAGACAUGGACCCUGCUGACCGGCGCCAGCCCGAGCAGGCCCGCCGGCCCCUCAGCGUCGCCACGGAUAAUAUGAUGCUGGAGUUUUACAAAAAGGAUGGCCUUAGGAAAAUCCAAAGCAUGGGCGUGAGGGUCAUGGACACAAACUGGGUGGCUCGAAGAGGCUCCUCGGCCGGUCGGAAAGUGUCCUGCGCCCCGCCCUCCAUGCAGCCUCCCGCCCCGCCCGCCGAGCUGGCUGCGCCCCUGCCUUCGCCGCUGCCGGAGCAGCCCCUGGACAGCCCCGCGGCCCCCGCGCUCUCUCCAUCCGGCCUGGGCCUCCAGCCUGGGCCCGAGCGCACCAGCACAACAAAAAGCAAGGAACUUUCUCCAGGGUCUGCACAGAAAGGAAGUCCAGGCUCCAGCCAGGGCACAGCCUGUGCAGGGACUCAACCAGGGGCUCAACCAGGAGCUCAGCCGGGCGCCAGCCCCAGCCCCAGCCAGCCGCCUGCAGACCAGAGUCCUCACACCCUCCGGAAAGUUUCAAGGAAGCUGGCACCGAUUCCACCCAAGGUCCCCUUUGGCCAGCCGGGGGCUGUGGCAGACCAGUCCGCUGGCCAGCCGUCCCCAGUCAGCCUGUCUCCCACCCCGCCCAGCACCCCGUCACCCUAUGGACUGAGCUACCCUCAGGGGUACUCCUUGGCCUCGGGCCAGCUCUCCCCAGCUGCAGCUCCUCCCCUGGCCUGUCCUUCUGUCUUUACAAGCACUUUGAGCAAAUCGCGGCCCACUCCUAAGCCGCGACAGAGACCUACUCUGCCGCCUCCUCAGCCUCCCACAGUAAACCUCUCGGCCUCCAGUCCACAGUCCACGGAGCCCCCCAUGCUAGAUGGCAUGUCCCCUGGGGAAAGCAUGUCUACAGAUCUUGUCCACUUUGAUAUUCCCUCGAUCCACAUAGAGCUCGGGUCGACGCUCCGCCUGAGUCCCCUGGAGCACAUGCGGCGACACUCAGUGACUGACAAGAGGGACUCGGAGGAGGAAUCUGAGAGCACCGCCCUCUGACAUGGCACCACCCAUCCUGCCUCGCGUGUACAUACAUCACGGGCCCUAGGAACGCCGCCAGGAGCAGCGUCCGUGAGCUUGCCAAGUGUUCUCUGCUGGCUCUUUCCUGCCACUGCCAACGUGAGGCUGGAAUUUGGCAGAAAAUUGUGAUCUCCAGUCCGUGUGGUGAUGCUGGUGGUGCAGGUUUUGUUUGUUCCUUUCGGGUGGUGACUUCGGCCUUUUGUUUGACCUUUGCCUUUUGACUUUGUGCCUCUUUUGAUCCACUUUCAGCCUCCAUGCCAAGCAACACCCACCUCUCCAUCCAAGGCUGGUCAGGAACGUCCUUUGCAGGGUCGGGGUGGUGCAGGAGAGGCUCACUUUGCCUGGUUAGACCCGAGGGCUGCUACCUUUUCCUUGGACGGCUCAUGUCAGGUCUUGCAGGAUCAGUUUAAUGGCCACAGAAAGGAAGCAGGACAGCAGGGCCCCUCUCACCCACAACUGGACCAGGUCUGGGAUUCUAGCAGUCCUGGGGCACUGACCUUUGCCAGCUACUCGGGGGAGGGCUUGCCACUGGAAAACCUUUCAGGCCGCCCCCAUCAGUGGGCUCCAAAGUAAAUGGCUGGAAACAAAAAUGUUUCACUUCCUAACAAACAGUUUUCCUUUUUCCACUGUGUGACUGAAAGCUCCUAGAUCAUUUUAUAUUUCUGAAUCUAUAAAACAAGCCUGACAGUGUCUGGAGGGCCCAAAGGUGGCCUCCAUGUCCCCAAAUAUAUUGGCUAUAUGAGAAUAAUUUUACCCCUCUAGGUACCUAAAGGCACCCAGCUCACUAGUCUGUGGGGUCCUGGAGCCUGUCUCUUCUUUCUGGAGGUUCAAACUGAAUAGCAAUAAUUAUGUUACCCAAAGCAUGUGGAGGAAAAGUGAAACCAGCCACGGAGACACCGGCCCACGGGCUCGGCCUGCAGUGUGGCCUGCUUUGCUCACCAGCGUCAGCCGCUCAUCCCUUCUCAUGAAGUCCCAUCUGGUCAUGGGGACGAGGGCCGGGAGGGCACCGGGUAGCCUCUUCACACUUGGGGAUUAGGGGAGUGAGAAAAGAUUUGGGCCAUGCAUGCAAAGUCAAAGUUUAAAAUUUUAUCCUUUUAAAAUAGAUAUAAUAUACCUAUACAUGAUAUAAUAUUUGUAUAUAUGAAAUCUCUCUAUAUUUGUUUAAUUUGAGCCAUUCAAUCUAAACCAAUGUACAGGUGUACAAUGAAAAAUUUAAAUGCUUAGUUAUUUUUCCCAACACAGUGUAAAGUCACCCUCCUCUGAGAGUGGGAUGUGCAGACUUUUGAUGUUACAGCUUUGCUCACGUCCUGGCAAGGGCAGUUCAUGCCUCAAUUUGUAAUGGGAGUCUGGGGUAAGGGUGGGGGUUGAAAGUUGUUAUCUUUAAAUACAUGUACAAAUCGUUGUCAAAAGUAAUGUUAUUAAACUAGAUUUAUUAUCCCUGA